CGAGUCCGUGACAGGCUUCGUAAAUUAUUCCAAGCCCUAGAGACGGCAUAGUUUUUCUCAAUCUUCUUCAGAGUCGGAUUGUCGAAAUUUUCUUUCGAUUGAUUCUAGUUUUUGAUCGGAGUUCGUUAACCUAGCUUUUCAAUCAUGCUUCUUUCUCCGGGUCAUUCUCCCCGGCACAUCUCAUCACCAUCGCCGUCGACGGUUUCCGAGAACGUGAUCCAAAAUCCACAGAGUUCGUCUUCGAUUAUUACGCCUCAGAGCUCUAGGAAACAUCCCAAGGUUCUUGAUGAGGAUUCUUAUGUGGAAGCGAUUGAGAAGAUUAUCGAGCGUGAUUACUUUCCCGACAUUUCAAAGCUCAGAGAUCGUCUCGAUUGGCUUGAAGCGAUUAAAAGUGCAGACCCGAUUUUAAUCCGAGAUGCGCAGUUGAAGAUCAUGGAGCGUCGUGGUCAGAAGGUUAAACGUUUGAACCCUGAUGGUAAGUCUCAAACACCUGGUUCCACUUUUAUGAGAAGUUUUACUCCUUUUGAUGAAUUUGAGGGCAAAACCCCGAAAACGCCCGGCUUUGGUGGAAGUGGAAUUGCCGGUGAAACAGAGGAGGGUGGUUGUGAUGAUAAGGUGGUGGAUGAAUCGUUGUCGCUUGAUGAGUUUUUUAGGCAAUAUACGAGCGAGGAUAAUUUUAGUUUUUCAAAAAUUCUGGAGAAAGAUAAUAGGAAGAGGAAGGAGAGAUACGCUUAUUUGACGGAGGGUGAAAAGGAAUAUGUGAAGUCAAUUGAGGAUGUGAAGAGAGAUAGAAUAACUGAUGGUUAUGGAACUUCCGAUCAGCCGCCGAGUACCUUGGAAGGAUGGAAAUAUACUGCAAAAAAUUUAUUGAUGUAUCAUCCAUCCGAUAGAGGUGAGGCUCCAUUGACAGAGGAAGAAAGGGCUGUUAGAUUGAAGUGUCUAACCAAAGAAAUUAAUCGAUCAAGCACUCGGUUCCAUGGUAAAGUGAUGGAUUCAAGGCCAAAAGAAGAUGGUACAGUUGAAGUACUUUAUACCCCAGUGGCUGGAGCUACGCCACAUCCUGUGCUGGAUAGAGAUGGGGAUAGAUUGAAGAAGUAUGAUUUGGAGGAUUUGAGGAAGACCCCCAAUCCAUUUUAUGUAGAAUCAGGGAAAAAGGCUGAGAAUGGCUACAGUUUUGUCCGAACGCCGUCGCCUGCACCUGGUGUUGAUGAAUCUCCCUUUAUUACAUGGGGUGAAAUUGAAGGAACGCCCUUGAGACUAGAUCCUGAGGAGACGCCUAUUGACAUUGGUGGUUCUGUUGAUGGACCUCGUUAUAAUAUUCCAUGUCCAGCUGCUAGAGAUGAGAAGGCUCAUUCACUUUCAAGGGAGGCCGCAAGAAAGCUAAGGGAGAAAUCGAAGAUGUUUCAGAAGCCUCCGUUGCCAUCACCUGUUAGAGGGGGAAGUGCUAGCCCAAGUGUAAGGAGGACCCUUUCUCCAGCCGCCCAGAAGUUCGUUAGGAAUGCAAUAGCCAAGUCGUCAUCUUCAUUUGACGAAACCCUUCGAGCCAGUUACAGAGGUGGAAGCCCGAGUGCAGCGACACCUAAAAGCGGGAGGAGUUUGUCUAGGUUUGCAAGAGAUGGGAGCUUUGGCUCUAGGUCACCUUCUGUUAAAGAAGGUUCUAAUCCUGCUUGGUGAUGUAAUUUUUCCAAUCAAUAUAAUAUAAGUGCUUCAUGUAAGCCCUUCCUAACAA
Messenger RNA from Benincasa hispida (wax gourd), 1729 nucleotides. Its product is annotated as DGCR14-like protein. Lineage: Eukaryota; Viridiplantae; Streptophyta; Magnoliopsida; Cucurbitales; Cucurbitaceae. Gene Ontology annotation, cellular component: catalytic step 2 spliceosome. The record is from RefSeq and is a predicted model, not a curated record.